Messenger RNA from Bactrocera tryoni, 1385 nucleotides. RefSeq names its product 2-oxoisovalerate dehydrogenase subunit beta, mitochondrial (gene BckdhB). The record is from RefSeq and is a predicted model, not a curated record. The transcript has 3 exons. Bases 97 to 1200 code for a protein of 367 amino acids. Gene Ontology annotation, molecular function: catalytic activity. Gene Ontology annotation, biological process: response to nutrient; branched-chain amino acid catabolic process. NCBI's taxonomy places the organism in Eukaryota, Metazoa, Arthropoda, Insecta, Diptera, Tephritidae.
CGCUAGCUUACAUAACCUCAGAUAGAUAACAUUAAGCAUAUCGCCAAAGCCAAAGUUUCUUGCAACAAAAUACGUAAACAUACAUUUUUUUGCAAUAUGAAUAAAUCGUUUUGGACAUUAUUGAACACACUGAAAUCUCGUACUACAGUGCCAUGGUGUCGUUCUCAUUUUACUUAUUAUCCUGACAAGUCACCAAAAGAAGUUAUUUCCACUGAUAAUGUUACUGAAAAAAUGAAUAUGGUUCAAGCAAUCAACAAUGCUAUGGAUUUGGUACUUGCAAAAGAUCCAACCGCAAUACUUUUCGGCGAAGAUGUAGGCUUUGGCGGUGUCUUCCGAUGUUCAGUUAACCUACGUGACAAGUAUGGAAAAGAUCGCGUUUUUAAUACUCCACUAAGCGAGCAAGGAAUAGCUGGAUUCGCCAUUGGUGUUGCUAAUGUUGGAUCCACAGCUAUUGCGGAAAUACAAUUUGCUGACUAUAUUUUCCCUGCAUUUGAUCAGAUUGUCAAUGAAGCGGCUAAAUAUCGCUAUCGCAGCGGUGGCCUAUUUGAUUGUGGUUCUCUGACAUUUCGUGCACCAUGCGGAGCUGUAGGUCAUGGUGCUCUUUAUCAUUCUCAAAGUCCCGAAGCAUACUUUGCACAUACACCUGGACUAAAAAUUGUAGUACCUAGAGGACCAGUGAAGGCUAAAGGGUUACUUCUAGCUUGUAUACGGGAUCCUAACCCGUGUAUUGUAUUUGAACCGAAAACACUUUAUCGAGCUGCUGUUGAGGAGGUACCUACCGAUGAUUACGUGUCAGAAUUGGGCAAAGCAGACAUAUUGCGCAAAGGGAAAGAUGUCACUCUGAUUGGUUGGGGUACACAGGUGCAUGUACUCUUAGAGGUGGCAGAAAUUGCAAAGAAAGAACAUCAAAUAGAUUGUGAAGUAAUUGAUUUGGUAUCUAUUAUGCCGUGGGACCGUGAUACAGUGUAUAAAUCCGUAAAGAAAACCGGUCGCGUUAUUGUGGCUCACGAAGCGCCUCUAACACAAGGCUUUGGUGCUGAGUUAGCAGCUUCUAUACAAGAGAAAUGCUUUUUGCACUUGGAGGCACCUGUAAAACGCGUUGCCGGCUGGGAUACACCAUUUCCACAUGUCUUUGAAACAUUUUACUUGCCUGACAAAUAUCGUUGCUUAGCGGCCAUAAAAGAUUUAGUAAAUUAUUGAAACUCGACGACGUUAAAUUUCAACGAUAUUUAUUAAUGACGCUUAAAUAUUGGAAACGGAUGCAUUUAUAUUUGUUUAUACAUACAUAUAUUUUUACGAAUUUGAUUAUCUACUUUUAAUGGUAACAUGUGCAAUUAUUAUAUGUAAUAAGUUUAUAAAAAAUAAAAACAAACUUCUCACCACUA